UGCGGUGGUUUUUUUUGGGUUCCAGAAUGUUAGAAAACUUAGUGCAGUACGUUGAACUUAGUGCAGGAAAUUUAGAAAAAAGUAGGAAGAUAAUGGCUUAUAUUGAAAUCCCAGUAGUUUAAUAUUUAGUAUCAUAUCAGUUGAGUUGAUAACUUUUAGUCUCUAGCAGUUUGGUAAUAUUUUUAUGACUUGAAAGUUCUCAUUUUUAAGAAUGUAAAACUAAUGCCAAUCUUUUGUUAGCUAACGGAAACUUGUAAAACUACCUGUACUUAUAGGUUUGUACUAUACAGUAGUCAUCUUUUUUGUGGAAUUAUAUUAAGUGAGCUAUUUGGGCUAGUUAAAUACUUAUUAAUGACUUUUCCCAUUAGCACACAAGUAUAUUCCCUAUUAUAAAAAACUGUAAUAUUACUUUUUCAAUAACUGCUCUUUUGUUCUCAAUUCCAGUUCAGUAGCUGCUGCUUUAACAAAUAAGUUGAUUUCUUCCAAAGACCUGGGGCAGCAGCAGUGGGCUAUCACUGGGCCACUAGCUUUCUUCAGCAGCGAAUGGUAUCAAUGGCAGCACUUUAAAUACUGCUACUUUACCCAGUUGGGUUGCAAUUGACUAUGAAGAAGUAUUGCAAACCUCUAAAUGGGCCUUGGCUGUCAGACUGGUUAUUUUUUUAAUUAUAACAAGAUUUUGUGGGUUUAGUAGUUGAUCAGAACGCACCACUCUUUCAGUGUGAUGAUAGAACAAAGGGUAGAAAUAAGUGCUUGAAAAAUAAACGGGAAGGUGUUUCUGCCGUGUUAAGUGUAAGGAGUUAAAGCUUAGAUGCUCACGUUUUUUGUACAAGUUGUUUUUAUUCAGAUCUGUAAGUGUAAAUGUAAAACUCCUUGAUUUUUUAAUUUAAUACCCAUUACAGGUAGGUAGUUGAGAUACUCAGUUGAGUCUUGAAAGAAAACUUCAGGUGAAAAAGUAGUUGGAAUUUUAUGUCAAAUUUAGUUGCUUGAAUGUAAGUUGGUAGGAUUGAGUACUGAAGCAGUGAUGCAAGAAGGUAACCCCACUGUGAGUAGACGGGUUUUUAGCGGAUCAGCUAGGAAUAUUUAAGUGCAGUAUUGUGUUCAAACACAAUUUGUUAAAUUCAAAAUUUUAUUCAUGAUAGGGAAUUUUAGGAGCAAAGCAAAUUCAAGGGAAAUCUCAAACUAGUUAAUUUUCUCUCAUCAGUGAAAACUAAAGAACAUAAAGUCUCAAGUGAGCCCUGUGAGAAGGGACAUGCUAAUGAGCAAGUGACCUAAGGAAGCCAGAUUUAAAGACACUUGGGAUUUGGAUAAUCCUGGAGGUGGUUAAUCCCUAAUUGCUACAAACAGGCAAGCCUGGGGAAAGGGGCUAAAAUGCUGGAAUAUUGACAGUGUUAGAUGACCAGGUUUGCUAUUUUGUAGAUUGAGGCAGCUUUUAGCGACUUUAGAAAAGGAUUUAGGACCUAGAGCACUGGUGUGUUAAGUUACAAAGUACAGGAUCAACAGCUCAUACUUUUAUUUUAAAAUAUUUGGUCGUGGCCUCCCUUCAGUUUUAUUGUGGCACUGGUAAAUUCUACCUGGUUCUGGCAUGCUUCACUUUGAUUUCCUGCUAUCCUCUACUGCUUGCCUCUAAAUCAAGGUAAAGAGCAGAGCAGGUAUGUAUCAAUGUCACAUUGUCUCAAUUAUUUUAUAUACUUAAAAUAAACCUUAAACCUUGGUGGCAGUUUUGUAGGUAGUUUACUCUUUAGUACAUAAAUCUGAUAAGAGUGACUUGGUGGGAGUGGGGCUUCAAGUUGAAAAUUGGAACAGCAGCAUGAUAUGUAAAAACAAUGUCUUAUACAGCUUAAGAAAUACAUGCCAAGUUUUAAUCACCAAGUUUUGUCUAUAUAGCAGACACAUUUAUAUUGGAUGUCAAAAGAAUAAUAUGGUAUUUAAUAUAAUUACAGAUAAUUGUGAUCUACAUUUUAAAAUAUCAAGAGAUCGCCUCAGUGCUUCUUCCCUUACCAUGGAGAGUUUUGCUUUUCUUUGGGCUGGAGGAAGGGCAUCUUACGGUGUGUCAAAAGGCAAAGUUUGUUUUGAGAUGAAGGUUACAGAGAAGAUCCCAGUAAGGCAUUUAUAUACAAAAGAUAUUGACAUACAUGAAGUUCGGAUUGGCUGGUCACUAACCACAAGUGGAAUGUUGCUUGGUGAGGAAGAAUUUUCCUACGGGUAUUCUCUAAAAGGAAUAAAAACAUGCAACUGUGAAACUGAAGAUUAUGGAGAAAAGUUUGAUGAAAAUGAUGUGAUUACAUGUUUUGCUAACUUUGAAAGUGAUGAAGUGGAACUCUCCUAUGCUAAGAAUGGACAGGAUCUCGGCAUUGCCUUCAAAAUUAGCAAGGAAGUUCUUGCUGGACGACCACUCUUCCCGCAUGUUCUCUGCCACAAUUGUGCAGUUGAAUUUAAUUUUGGUCAGAAGGAAAAGCCAUAUUUUCCAAUACCUGAAGACUAUACUUUUAUCCAGAAUGUCCCCUUAGAGGAUAGAGUUAGAGGACCAAAGGGGCCUGAAGAGAAGAAAGAUUGUGAAGUUGUGAUGAUGAUUGGCUUGCCAGGAGCUGGAAAAACUACCUGGGUUACUAAACAUGCAGCAGAAAAUCCUGGUAAAUACAACAUUCUUGGAACAAAUACCAUUAUGGAUAAAAUGAUGGUGGCAGGUUUUAAGAAGCAAAUGGCAGAUACUGGAAAACUGAACACACUGUUGCAGAGAGCCCCCCAAUGUCUUGGAAAGUUUAUUGAGAUUGCUGCCCGCAAGAAGCGAAAUUUCAUUCUGGAUCAGACAAAUGUGUCUGCUGCUGCCCAGAGGAGAAAAAUGUGCCUGUUUGCAGGCUUCCAACGAAAAGCCGUUGUAGUUUGCCCAAAAGAUGAAGACUAUAAGCAAAGAACACAGAAGAAAGCAGAAGUAGAGGGGAAAGACCUACCAGAACAUGCAGUCCUCAAAAUGAAAGGAAACUUUACCCUACCAGAGGUAGCUGAAUGCUUUGACGAAAUAACUUAUGUUGAGCUUCAGAAGGAGGAAGCCCAAAAACUUUUGGAGCAAUAUAAGGAAGAAAGCAAAAAGGCUCUUCCACCCGAAAAGAAACAGAACACUGGCUCAAAGAAGAGCAAUAAAAAUAAGAGUGGCAAGAACCAGUUUAACAGAGGUGGUGGCCAUAGAGGACGUGGAGGAUUCAAUAUGCGUGGUGGAAAUUUCAGAGGGGGAGCUCCUGGGAAUCGUGGUGGAUAUAAUAGGAGGGGCAAUAUGCCACAGAGAGGUGGUGGUGGUGGUGGCAGUGGUGGCAUUGGCUAUCCAUACCCUCGUGGCCCAGUAUUUCCCAGCCGAGGUGGUUAUUCAAACAGAGGAGGGAACUACAACAGAGGUGGAAUGCCCAACAGAGGGAACUACAACCAGAACUUCAGAGGACGAGGAAACAAUCGUGGCUACAAAAAUCAAUCUCAGGGCUACAACCAGUGGCAGCAGGGUCAAUUCUGGGGUCAGAAGCCAUGGAGUCAGCAUUAUCACCAAGGAUAUUAUUGAAUGCCCAAAUAAAACGAACUGAUACAUAUUUCUCCAAAACCUUCACAAGAAGUCGACUGUUUUCUUUAGUAGGCUAACUUUUUAAACAUUCCACAAGAGGAAGUGCCUGCGGGUUCCUUUUUUAGAAGCUUUGUGGGUUGAUUUUCUUUUUUCUUUUCUUUUUUGUACAUUUUUAAUUGCAGUUUUAAAGUGACUCGUAAGAGAACCUCAGCAUUGUGCACGAUUAAGAGAAUGUGUCAGUAUUUCAGGGUUCUACAUUUUAUCUGUAAAAUGUGACUUUUUUUUUUAUCACAACAAAAGUAAAAUGUUGCUUUGUACCUGGUGUCUUUUAUUAAGAAUUUACUCCCCCCAUUUCUCGCAGAGAAUAACAGUCGGGAGUCAUUGUCACAAUAUAAUAGAAAUGUUAGCAACCAGAUUCAUGGAGGGACUAAGUAGUCCUCAUGAAUUACAUAAGACUCUGUACUGCUCGUAUUACACUCCAUCCUCUCUGUAGUUUGCUGGGUAGUGGAGGGGGUAAACUAAAUAGUAGUUUUGGCAACAACUUGGGAAGGCCUUUUUAAAUACCAGUGGAAUUGGCAUUAUUGGGAAUGAAGAUAAAAGUUGGAACCAAGAUAGAGAAGAUGGAGUGUAUGUAGAAGGGCUGUUAAAAAUGUAAAACUUGGUUGCAUUAUUUGUGGAGGCUCAAACUUGUGAAGGUUAAAUACCAUAAUUUUUCCAUUUGUUCUGCAUUUUGAUUCUGAAAAGAAAGCUGGCUUUGCCCAUUUCUUAUUAAAAAAAAACUUGUUGUAAAUCCAGUUGUCUAAUGGGAUCUAUAUGAAGUUAGCUAUGUCUGUAUGCCCUUCUCCCACAAAAUACUGUAUAACUAGUGUGCUUGUAGUAGUUAACUCCACCAUCUUUGUAAGCUAAUGAAAAUUGUGAGUCACCCAUUUAUAUCUUAAUUUUUAAUCAUGUCAGUUCUUGAAUGGGUAUCUCCUUAGCCUGCUGAUUUCUUUUCCUUUCUAAAGAAAGUGGGUGGAGAAAUUAAUUUAGACGUUUGUUUGCAAUAAAAAGAAUUCAUUUUA
This is a messenger RNA of Galeopterus variegatus (Sunda flying lemur), 4605 nucleotides long. RefSeq names its product heterogeneous nuclear ribonucleoprotein U (scaffold attachment factor A) (gene HNRNPU). Gene Ontology annotation, cellular component: nuclear matrix; mitotic spindle midzone; nuclear chromosome. Lineage: Eukaryota; Metazoa; Chordata; Mammalia; Dermoptera; Cynocephalidae. Gene Ontology annotation, biological process: regulation of chromatin organization; RNA localization to chromatin; negative regulation of transcription by RNA polymerase II. The record is from RefSeq and is a predicted model, not a curated record. The transcript is spliced from 11 exons. Gene Ontology annotation, molecular function: transcription corepressor activity; TFIIH-class transcription factor complex binding; poly(G) binding. The coding region runs from base 1808 to 3544 and encodes 578 amino acids.